CUGUGGCGGCGACCGGCGCGGAGGGAACCCGAGCGGGCGCGGCCGAGGGAGCGCGGCGGAGAGCGUCGGCCCCAGGGCUGCCCGGGGCCCGAGGCCCAGCGCGGGGAGGCUCCGCGGCGGCCCGGCCCCUGCCUGCUGCUCGCACCUGCUGCCCGUUCGUGGGGCGUCCCAGCCCUGCCGCUGGUUCGCCGCGGAGUUUACAGCUCCGAGCGUCCUCUUCGCAGCUGAGGAGCCGGGACGGAAAGCCACGUGUGGGGUUCAGCGGCCAGGAUCGUUCAGCUGCUGUGGGCGGCAGUCUGCUGCGGCAGGAGUGUGACCAUCACGUUUCAUCCCCUGGAACUACCAGGAAGGAAAGACCCAACCGACCCCAGCAUCCGCCUCCACAGCGAUGUCGGAGCUCAGCGAUGAAGCCAGUGAGCCAGAGCUGCUGAACCGCAGCUUGUCCAUGUGGCAUGGGCUGGGCACGCAGGUCGGCCGGGAGGAGCUAGCUGUCCCCCUGGAUCUUCACACAGCGGCUUCCAUCGGCCAGUACGAGGUGGUGAAGGAGUGUGUGCAGCGGAGAGAGUUAGAUUUGAAUAAGAAGAACGGUGGUGGCUGGACCCCGCUGAUGUAUGCCUCCUACAUUGGACACGAUACCAUCGUGCACCUCCUGCUCGAGGCGGGGGUCAGUGUGAAUGUGCCGACCCCGGAAGGGCAGACUCCACUGAUGCUGGCUUCCAGCUGUGGCAACGAGAGCAUCGCCUAUUUUCUUCUCCAGGUGAGCUGCGAGGGCCUCAGGCCGCUCGGCAGAGAGGGAACCACGCAGCGCGCUUGGCAAGGUGCUGAGCUGGAAAUGAAGGACAUUCAGGGCUGGACUGCCCUCUUCCACUGCACCAGUGCUGGGCACCAGCAGAUGGUCAAGUUCCUUUUGGACAGUGGAGCGAACGCCAACGUGAGGGAGCCGGUGUAUGGAUUCACUCCGCUGAUGGAAGCUGCGGCCGCCGGCCAUGAGAUCAUCGUGCAGUAUUUUCUGAAUCAUGGAGUCAAAGUGGACACGAGAGACCACAGUGGAGCCACAGCCCGGAUGCUGGCCAAGCAGUACGGACACAUGAAGAUCGUGGGACUGAUCGACGCCCACUCACCGUCUCUGCCCAAGAGCCUCUACCGGAGCCCAGAAAAAUACGAAGAUCUGAGUUCUUCAGACGAGUGUGUCCCUGUCCCUCAGCGACAGAGGCCCUGCCGCAAGAAGGGGCUCAGCAUCCACGAGGGGCCACGAGCCCUGGCCCGCAUCACAGCCAUCGGACUCGGGGGCCGGGCGCAGCAGCCUUGCUACGAGCAGGUGCCUCCGCAGGGCUACGUCAGCUUCAACAGCAGCGACGAGCACCCCCUGGAGGGGGGCGGCCUGUGCUACAGGGACGUCACCUCACCCAUCAACGAGCGGGAUGUGGAGAGCAGCAGCAGCAGCAGCCGAGAGGAGCAGGCCUUCUCUGCCAACCCUGUUGCGCGGAGCAGCAGCAGCGAGGGCCUGGCCCGGGCCCCGGGACUCAGCAGCGAGGCCUCCCUGGAGAGCAACGAGGAUUCGGAUCACGUGCGGAGAAGCUCAGUUCGCAAACAAACUAAAAGUUACGUGAAGACCAAGAGCCGUUACAGCAGCGGUGACAGCCAGUGGGCUCCCAGCGCCGUGACAUCCUGCGCCCCGGGAGCGAGCCCCCAGGCUGACAGGCCCCCGUAUUCAGGACCCCAGGACCUCGCCACGCUGCUGGAGCAGAUCGGCUGUCUCAAGUACUUGCAGGUGUUUGAGGAGCAGGAUGUGGACCUCCGCAUCUUCCUGACCCUCACCGAGAGCGACCUGAAGGAAAUCGGCAUCACGUUGUUUGGGCCCAAGAGGAAGAUGACGUCCGCCAUCGCCCGCUGGCACAGCAGCGCCCGCCCCCCCAGUGACGCCCUGGAGCUGGCCUACGCUGACAGGCUGGAGGCCGAGAUGCAGGAGCUUGCCAUCCAGCUGCACAAGCGCUGCGAGGAGGUGGAGGCCAUGCGGGGCCUGGUGUCCCAGGAGCAGGAGCUGCGGGCCGUGGUGGAGAGCUGCCUCUUGGAGCAGGACAGUGCCCGCAAGGAUGUGCAUGCACAGCUGCAGGAGACCUGGGCCCUUGCCCAGGAUGCCGCGCUUGUCCUGGACCAGCUGCGAGCCUGUCAGGCCGAGCUGUCAGCCCGAGUGAGGCGGGACGAGUUCCUGCGUGAGGCCCCCCUGUGCCCAGGCCUCCCUGCAGCAGACCCCAAAGGCUGGCAGGCCUCCUUGCAGGCCCUGAGCCUCCCGGAGCUGUCGGGAGCCCUGGAGGAGCGAGUCCAGGAGAUGGGGCGAGUCCUGUGCUCGGUGACGCAGAGCCUGGAGAAGCUGCAGGCGCUGAGCGGGAAAGAGAGCUGGCGGGAGCCGUAGCCGGGGGAUGUCUGCCUUUUCCCUUCUCAGAACCGGACGUGGGGUGACUGAUCCACCCUGAAGCUGUGUGCCCGAGGACAGGAGGGCAGCGAGCGGGCAGCUGCGGCGGCCAGAGGAGCAGCAGCAGGCGGGCAGGCCAGGGCCAGUGCAGGGCAGCGAGGCGGGACAGGGCCUCUUGUCAUCUUGUCAGACCCGGGCUGAAGCCCGGAGCCGGCAGGGCCGCGGCGAGCGUCCCCAUGCCACGCUGAGGUUUGCCCAGGUGGGGCGGCCUGAGGCCCCUAGGCAGCGUAGGUCAUUUGUGGGAAAAUAAAACUUACACUCCGGU
This is a messenger RNA of Bubalus bubalis (water buffalo), 2738 nucleotides long. It is a transcript of the gene ANKS3, whose product is annotated as ankyrin repeat and sterile alpha motif domain containing 3. The record is from RefSeq and is a predicted model, not a curated record. Gene Ontology annotation, molecular function: protein binding. The transcript has 17 exons. Gene Ontology annotation, cellular component: cilium. Lineage: Eukaryota; Metazoa; Chordata; Mammalia; Artiodactyla; Bovidae. Bases 389 to 2413 code for a protein of 674 amino acids.